Cyclocybe aegerita is the source of this 696-nucleotide messenger RNA. The record is from the annotation of a GenBank genome assembly. NCBI's taxonomy places the organism in Eukaryota, Fungi, Basidiomycota, Agaricomycetes, Agaricales, Hemipholiotaceae.
AUGUCUCUCGCCCGACACGUCAGAGGCGUCCCAGCACCAGAGGGUACAUUGACCCUUGGUAUCACUGGAUCCGUGCACGCGAAUCAGACAAUCCUAUUUAUCCAUGAGCUGACCGAGCACCACGCGGGGUUCGCUGACGCCUUGCCCUUCCAGCAGAUCGGUAGCAUCUAUUUCGCCAACACCAAGGCGGGUUUGCCGCCCGACGAUAUUGCCUCCUACCGCGUCCCAGGCCCUACUAUCAUCGUCGACGCAGACCACAGGCGAGACUACGUUACUCCUUGGACGCAGAUUACGGCGCCCUCGCUGCGCGAGUUCUGGCUUGCCGCCAUUCAGCAUGGAGAUGUCACUCUUGGCGCGUUCCUCGACUUGGCUGAGGCUCUGCGCGUGCUCAUCGAACGCAUGCUUUCAAGAUUUCCCCCGCCAGAAGCUCACCCUGAGCUGUAUGCCCCAUACUUUGUGCCCGCCGACUACGUCUUUCGCAACAACCGCGUGAACCUCGAGACGCGCAAGAUCGACAAAUUCCUCGACUGGGACGACACGUGUGUCAUGCCAUUCCUGCUAGCCACACGCCUCCCGGACGACAUAUGCGAGCAGGAUUGCGCCCUCAGCGAGAACCUCCACGAGCGACGGCUAGGGGCUGACGGGUUCCCCAGCCUAUUGACGAGGGAGGGGACCUUGUUCCGCUCGAACAUUUGA